Messenger RNA from Owenia fusiformis, 706 nucleotides. The record is from the annotation of a GenBank genome assembly. Lineage: Eukaryota; Metazoa; Annelida; Polychaeta; Sabellida; Oweniidae.
GAUGGAUUCCUUAUUUGAACAUGAGAAAUACCUGAACAACAUGUGCAGAAUAUGUGGCAACAGGGCUCAGACACGUGCUCAGAUUGAUAAAAGGGUAAAACCUAAAUACUGCAUAGAUUAUGUUGGAGAAAUAAACUCCUGUUAUGACGUAAAUGUUAAAAAUGACUCAAAAAGUGUGCACCCUACCAAUGACAUAUGUUACAGAACAAUAAAAAAUCUGAAAUAUCUGAAGAACCCCAAGAAUGUAGUAUUAUUUGAGUAUACUCAACAUUGUGAAAAAUGUACAGUUUGUGAAAGAUAUGAAAAUCAGAAAAGACCACAAGGAAACCCGAAACUAAUGAGGAAACCUAAGUAUAUACCUGUUAUGCAAUCAAGCCCUCAACCUGGAACAUCUCAUGGACAUGAAAUGAUAAGCAUUGGUACUUCACCAAUCCAGCAUUUUCCAACACCAAAAGAUCGGAAAGUUGAGAAAACACCUAAAAAUGCACUUGACAAUUCCCUGAACCAAUCAAUAACAUCACCCCUUGACAUUACAGAAGAAAAGGUUUACACACAUCUUACUAAAAGAAAAUUAAAAUUUAGUGAAAUACAAAAGGAUCAUAAUCUAAUUGUCUGUAAAACAGGUGGGCAACCAAUAGUCAUGCAAAAGGUAUCUUGUCCCCGCAGUGAUAAACCAUCUAAAUCCGCGCAAAAUAGGAGAAUAUAA